AUGCCACUACGAACCUCAAGUUUGGCCUCCGUGGCCGGCAUGUGCGAACCGGAGCGAAGCUGCAGCAUCAACGAGGACAUCGGCCUGGGCUCCGCGUUCACCAUUGCCCAUGAGAUCGGCCACAACUUUGGCAUGAACCACGACGGCAUCGGGAACACCUGCGGCACCAAGGGGCACGAGACGGCGAAGCUGAUGGCGGCCCACAUCACGGCCAACACCAACCCGUUCACGUGGUCGGCCUGCAGCAAGGACUACAUCACCAGCUUCCUGGACUCAGGUCGGGGGACUUGCCUGGACAACGAGCCUCUGAAGAGAGACUUUCUGUACCCCAGCGUUGCCCCAGGCCAGGUGUAUGAUGCCGAUGAGCAGUGUCGCUUCCAGUAUGGCGCCACCUCCAGGCAGUGCAAGUAUGGGGAAGUGUGUAGAGAGCUGUGGUGUCUAAGCAGGAGUAACCGCUGUGUGACCAAUAGCAUUCCAGCUGCCGAGGGCACCUUAUGCCAGACGGGGAGCAUCGAGAAGGGGUGGUGCUACCAGGGGGACUGCGUGGCGUUCGGGACGUGGCCCCAGAGCGUGGACGGAGGCUGGGGCCCCUGGUCCAUGUGGGGGGAGUGCAGUCGGACGUGCGGUGGGGGGGUCUCCUCCUCCAUGCGACUCUGUGACAGCCCACCGCCUUCUGGAGGAGGGAAGUACUGUCUGGGGGAGAGGAAACGCUAUAGAUCCUGUCAUACUGACGCCUGUCCUGUAGGGUCCAGAGACUUCCGUGAGAAGCAGUGCGCCGACUUCGACAGCUUGCCCUUCCGUGGGAAGUACUACAACUGGAAACCAUACACUGGAGGUGGUGUAAAGCCCUGUGCAUUGAACUGCCUGGCCGAAGGCUACAACUUCUACACCGAGCGUUCACCAGCGGUCAUCGAUGGCACUCGCUGCCAGGCUGACACCCUGGACAUCUGCAUCAACGGCGAAUGCAAGCACGUGGGCUGUGACAACAUCCUGGGCUCCGACGCCAAAGAGGACAGGUGUCGCGUGUGCGGAGGGGACGGCAGCACCUGCGAGAUGACUGAAGGCCUGUUCAACAACUCACUCCCACGAGGCGGCUACAUGGAGGUCGUCCAGAUACCCAAGGGGUCCGUUCACAUCGAAAUCAGAGAGGUGGCCAUAUCAAAAAACUACAUUGCCCUGAAGUCAGAGGGUGAUGACUACUACAUCAACGGUGCCUGGACCAUCGACUGGCCUCGCAAGUUUGAUAUCGCUGGGACGGCCUUCCACUACAAGAGGCCCGCUGACGAGCCCGAAUCUCUCGAGGCACUCGGUGCCACCACAGAGACCCUGGUUGUCAUGGUCCUUCUGCAGGAGCAAAACCUGGGCAUCCACUACAGGUUCAACGUGCCCAUCCAGCGCACGGGCAGUGGAGACAACGAAGUCGGCUUCUCCUGGCACCUCCUGCCUUGGUCCGACUGCUCAGCUACUUGUGCCGGAGGCUCUCAGAAGCAGGAGGUAGUCUGUAAGAGGCUGGAUGACGGUUCUGUGGUCCAGAACAGCUACUGCGACGUGGAGAGCAAGAUGCCAGAGAAGCAGAGACCCUGCAACACAGAGCCUUGUCCACCUGAGUGGUUUAUUGGAGACUGGACGGACUGCACAAAGACUUGUGACGGCGGCAUGCGCUCGCGGACGGUCCUGUGCAUCCGUAAGAUCGGCCCAUCUGAGGAGGAGACGCUGGAGGACAGCCUCUGCCUCACCCACCGGCCAAUCGAACGCGAGUCCUGCAACAACCAGUCCUGCCCACCUCAGUGGGUGGCACUGGAUUGGUCAGAGUGCACUCCCAAGUGUGGCCCUGGCUUCAAGCACCGCAUUGUCCUGUGCAAGAGCAGUGACCUGACUAAGACCUUCCCCCCGGCCAUGUGCAUGGACCACAGCAAGCCCCCCGUGCGCAUGCGCUGCAGCCUGGGCCGCUGCCCGCCGCCUCGCUGGAUCCCUGGGGAGUGGGGACAGUGCUCGGCGCAGUGUGGCCUGGGUCAGCAGAUGCGAGUGGUCCAAUGUCUGACCUACACGGGCCAGCUGUCCAGUGAUUGCCCCGAUAACCUGCGCCCCUCCACCAUGCAACAGUGCGAGAGCAAGUGCGAUGCCACACCCAUCCUCAAUGGUGACGAGUGCAAAGACGUAAACAAGGUGGCAUACUGCCCACUGGUGCUGAAGUUCAAGUUCUGCAGCCGCGCGUACUUCAGACAGAUGUGCUGCAAGACGUGCCAAGGACACUGACCUACGCAAGGAGAGAGAGGAAGAUUAGAGAGCGAGAGAGAGAGAGAGAGAGAGGGAGAGGGAGAAAAGACGGGGGAAAGACUGAAAACGAGACCAGCUGAGGAGAAGAGGCAGAGUUGGGGGAGGAAAGAACAAAAGACGCUCUCUCUCUCUCUCUCCCUCUCUUCCUCCCUCCCUUUCUCUUUUCCUCUCUCACACACCUGCUCUCCAGCCCUGUGGAGCCCAGACCACUGCUCAGCAUGUGCUGCUGACACAUCUGUUUUUAUGUUCACUUCCGUGAAGUGGGAGCAUAGACACUUAUCCUCGUUAAUGUUAUUUUUAUUAUAAUAAUAAUUAUAAUGAUUAUUUUUUCUUUUUUGCCUUUUUUUUGGUUUGUUUUGUUUAAAUCCAAAGUGCUGGACACAUCAGACCCACCAGUGGCACUGCGAGGAGAGGGUGGCAUAUGUGUGUUGGGGGGGGUGGAGUGUUUGUGUGGAUGGCAGGGGUUUUGGGGGGAGGGAGGGGGGCAGUGUGUGGUGGAUGGUGGAGAUGGUCGUGAGUUGGUGGUAAGGGGGCUGCUUGCUUUCCCUCUGGUGCUCUCCCUUUUUGGGAUUUGCAGGGGUCACGCGCGUCAAGCUGGUGCUAUUGGCACUCACAUACACACACACGCGUGUGUGUGUGUGUGUGUGAAUGUGUCAUGGGUGAACGCCUUGAUGUGUCCGAGGACCCUGCUCUGUCACCGCCCAGUGAUUCUGUUUGAAGCAUAUUCCCAGUGAGCCCGCGAGUCGUCUCUGUCCUGGUGCUUUUUGUGUAUUCUACCGUUAGGAUGUCAUGCCACCCAUUUGUCCCUCCCUUUGUUUAGCGAUUCUGUGUGUUCCUGUGAUUCAGUAAAAAAAAAAAAACAAUGUCUCUAGAUAUUUCAUCAGCUGACACAAAAUGUCUACCUUUUUUCUCAACGUUGUGGAGGAGGGCGGGUGCGGGAGCACAGAGACUGGUGCUGUGAGGUGUUUGUUUUUUUAUCUGAAUAAGUAGUCAGUUGCUAUAGAUACAAACACACUGUACACACAUACAAUCACCACAUCCUUCUGGUAAUGUCACUAGAUCACAGAGUAAACCACACACUCACUCGUGGAGACGGCCAAAAAAACAAAUCCUUGUGUGUGUGUGCGUGU
Messenger RNA from Clupea harengus (Atlantic herring), 3407 nucleotides. RefSeq names its product ADAM metallopeptidase with thrombospondin type 1 motif, 6 (gene adamts6). Gene Ontology annotation, cellular component: extracellular matrix. NCBI's taxonomy places the organism in Eukaryota, Metazoa, Chordata, Actinopteri, Clupeiformes, Clupeidae. The coding region runs from base 1 to 2256 and encodes 751 amino acids. The record is from RefSeq and is a predicted model, not a curated record. Gene Ontology annotation, molecular function: metalloendopeptidase activity. Gene Ontology annotation, biological process: proteolysis; extracellular matrix organization. The transcript has 18 exons.